Messenger RNA from Mercenaria mercenaria, 1632 nucleotides. RefSeq lists its product as uncharacterized. The record is from RefSeq and is a predicted model, not a curated record. Gene Ontology annotation, molecular function: RNA-DNA hybrid ribonuclease activity; nucleic acid binding. The transcript has a single exon. The coding region runs from base 1 to 1632 and encodes 543 amino acids. NCBI's taxonomy places the organism in Eukaryota, Metazoa, Mollusca, Bivalvia, Venerida, Veneridae. Gene Ontology annotation, biological process: DNA replication, removal of RNA primer.
AUGCAAGAAGCCACAGACAGGCUUUCAGUCUGGGCAGAAGAAUGGUGUGUUCAGGUCAACACUGAGAAGUCCUGCACAACCCUGUUUUCACUGUCACCAAAGCAGACAGAUGCUGGCUAUAUUAGGAUUUGUGACACCCCACUUGCAGAAGUGGAGGAGGCAACAUAUCUGGGAGUAACGUUCGACAGGCGCCUUACAUGGAAGGCACAUCUAACCAAUGCAGAAAGCAAGGCACGAAAAAAGCUUCCCACUCUACGGAAACUUGCUGGUAUAAACAGGGGAGCACACGAAAACAUACUCAAGACAGUAUAUCUUGGGACCAUCAGACUCAUCCUAGAGUAUGGCUCCUCAGCUUGGAUAACAGCGGCCAAGACAAAUCAGCAGAGGUUAGACAAAGUGCAAAAUCAGGCUCUCAGGAUCAUCACCGGAGCACUGAAAUCAACACCCAUUAAGGCCAUGGAAGACGCUACCGCCAUCCCUCCACUUGCCAAGAGAAGAGAGUCCAAAACUCUGGUACAAACCAGCAAAUACCAAUACCUGCCAGAUCACCCCAUGAAAGCCAAAUUAGAAGGGCUUAUCAAAAAUCGUUUAAAAAGAGGCAGCUUUGCACAUGAAGCCAAGAAGCUCAACAAAACCUUUGCAGAGCAUCUUGGACAACCCAGUACUCCCUUCACUGUUCAAGAUCUACCAGAGCCAUGGAAACAUGACCAAUCCAACCUGACUAUACGUACCAAUGUUCCUGGUCUUCCCCCAGGUACUUCAGAUGAAAUGACCAAGCUAUCCUUUACACAGGCCAUGAUCCAAGACACGUAUCCGUCAGAGACGUGGACACAUGUGUACACAGACGGCUCAGCCUCAGCUGUAAUAAAAGACGGAGGAGCUGGCAUUUUCAUACUGUAUACCUCGAGAAGAUCAGAGACAAAUAGUAUCCCAACCGGAAGGCACUGUACCAACUAUAGAGCAAAGAUUGAGGCCAUCAAACAAGCUAUUAAACUCAUUGAGGAGUCUCCAGAGAGCUGCCCCAACGUGGUUAUCUUCACGGAUGCUCUGUCAGUACUCCAAGCACUGGAAAAUUCCAAACAAACAUCCAUCUCCAGGGCACUGUUCAGUCUAUGCAAAACAAGAGUUGUGAACUUACAAUGGAUACCUGCACACUGUGGUGUACCUGGAAAUGAGAAUGUAGACAGAUUAGCCAAGCUUGGAGCUACAGAUAACCAGUCACAAAAUGCCAUUACUCACGAGGAGAAGGUGACAAUGAUCAAAGCACUUACAAAGCCAAGGCCAACCAAGGAUGACUACCACCUACUAGAAAGAUGGGAACAAGUCAUCAUCUUUAGGCUUCGCACAGAACAUAACAGGUUAAAUGCCCACAUGUGCACAAAGCUUAAAUUGUCUCCCUCUCCGAUGUGCCCCUGUGGUCUGGAACAGCAAACUGCUGAGCACAUUCUGCAGAGAUGCCCACGUCUGGCCAAACAGCACCCCAAUGAAAACCAAAGUGCACGGCAAGAAGGAGGACCUGAAGAAGACGGCAUCCUUCAUUGCUGGAUCAGGGGUGACAGUGUAGGCGAUGAACGCCAAGAAGAAGAAGAAGAAGACACAAUUACAGAGUGGCAAAGUCUCUCUAUAGAUUAA